AUGGCGACCAAAUACGUAGACCGUCCGAUCCCACAAAUCUCGCUCGCCGACUUUGAUUAUCGCGUCAACACUAUCACCGAGCAACUCCGCUCUGCUGCCGAAAACGUUGGAUUUUUGGCCAUUGUGGACCAUGGCAUCUCUGGAGCUGAAAUAGACGCCAUGUUUGCGCUCUCGGAAUCCUUCUUCAAGCUUCCCGAGACGGCCAAAAAGACUGUGCCAAUGACUCCGCUGAACGUCGGUUACGAGUGUAGAUCGCAGGUUCGACCAUCGACUGGCGUUGCGGACGAAAAGGAAUCAUAUCAGCUUCAAUUCGGCGAGAAUAUGGAGGGCUGGUGGAUCAGCGAUGAACACUUACCGGGAUUCAAAGCAGAGUCUUUGGCCUUCAUGCAUCGCCUUCAGGGCGUUUCUGAGAAACUGAUGGUUUGCUUUGCGAAGAUUUUGGACUUCCCGGACGACCACUUUGUAAAGGCGCAUGACGUUUCGCGUCCAAACUGCCAAUCUGUUCUACGGUUGCUACACUACUUCGAGAUACCUAAGAGCAGCGAUGGCAAAGUCUACCACCGCGCGGGGGCCCACGUCGAUUGGGACUUCCUCACCCUGUUGCUCCAGCGUAAGGAUCAGUCAGGCCUAGAAAUAUGCCCCGGGAGGGAGGUGGUGACGGAAUGGGCAGCAGGCGAGGCAUGGACCAAGGUGGACUGCGCCCCUGGCCGCAUCGUGUGCAAUAUUGGGGAUCUUUUGAUGAGCUGGUCCGAUGACCGAUUCAAAAGCACCUUUCAUCGUGUGAAAGCCCCCGUGGAAGAAGGGGACAACUACAACGAGCGAUACAGCAUCGCCUUCUUCAACCAGCCUUGCACUGAUGCACUGAUCCAGGGCCCCAGGAAAAAGUACCCCAUGGUCAGUGGGAAGGAUUUUACGACAAAAGUGUAG
Hirsutella rhossiliensis is the source of this 927-nucleotide messenger RNA. Its product is annotated as 2OG-Fe(II) oxygenase superfamily domain-containing protein. Bases 1 to 927 code for a protein of 308 amino acids. Gene Ontology annotation, molecular function: dioxygenase activity. The transcript has 2 exons. The record is from RefSeq and is a predicted model, not a curated record. Lineage: Eukaryota; Fungi; Ascomycota; Sordariomycetes; Hypocreales; Ophiocordycipitaceae.